This is a messenger RNA of Solea senegalensis (Senegalese sole), 1741 nucleotides long. RefSeq names its product mucin-5AC-like. The coding region runs from base 89 to 1741 and encodes 550 amino acids. Lineage: Eukaryota; Metazoa; Chordata; Actinopteri; Pleuronectiformes; Soleidae. The transcript has 9 exons. The record is from RefSeq and is a predicted model, not a curated record.
CACACACACACACACACAGACGGAGAGAGAGACGGAGAAGGAGAGACAACAGGUGUGUGUGUGAUAGAGUGGAGAGAAAAGAUUGAGUAUGGUUCUUGUUCCGUUGCUACAGCUGUUCUUCAGCAUCAACCAGGCGACUAAUUUCUUAGGGACAGUGAUGACCUACGACCCGGAGACCAACAGCGAUGGAAUAUUCACAGUGGCGCUUCGCUUUAAGACAAACUUCCAGACGUGUAGUGCGUAUAUCCCCUGGGAAUGCCGCACCGGUGAUUGUACCACGGUGUUCUUGGCGUCUCAUACGGUCUCCAACGAGAGCAGCGGAGAGUGGUGUCACAGAGAGGGACUCAUGAUUCUGCAGAUUACCGGCAACGAUCCCUUUCAGCUUUGGUUGAACGGUAGAGCCUGGAAAAGCAACAUCAAUGGCAUUGUAUCAGUGAGAGCUUUGACUCUGGUUGAUCCGAGGACCCGGUCUGACACCGGCAAAGUCAACAGAUCCCCGCAGACCACCAUGCUGCCAGUCCUGAGAGUUCCUUCAAACUGUCCGAGACAAAUACGCCUGUUGGCGUUUGACCCAGAUGGAGACAAUGUGCAAUGCAGAUAUGGAAACCAGUCCCAGUUUGAAUGUAACCCCUGCACACCGCCGCCUGUUCUCACCCUCUCAUCGUCAUGUGACCUGUCAUUCAGUGCCACCAACAGCAGUGCCGAGGGACUUUACGCAGUCCAGCUGGUGAUGGAGGACUCUCCUGGGCAACCUAUCACCCUGGCCCGCGGUGGUGUGGUGACGCCGAUAACUACCGCCACCCCAAUCAGUAAAAUACCUGUCCAAUUUGCUUUUAAAGUGGAUCCUGCGGUGCCCUCCUGCACAGAUGGACUCUAUUUGCCCGGGUUCCAGUCUCCAACCCCAGCCAACAGAGCUCAGCUGCAGGCUUCAGUCAACCAGGUCCUGCAAAUCAGCAUCAAAGCAGUGGCAGCUAACUCAGCGAUCUCCGAGCUGCUGUUCAGCGGACCACACAAUAUCAACCAGACCAGGUCAGGAGCAGGAGACUUUACCCUGAGCUGGACUCCAUCAGUGAGCCAAAGUGGAGAGAACCAUCCAAUCUGCUUUGUUGUUCAAGCAGUUUCUGGUUCAAACAGGUAUCACUCUGAGCUGCGAUGUGUCAUCGUAAUUGUCGCAAAUGGUGAGAGACGCCUGCCUCGAGCUGUGGAGGUAUCCCUGAACAUUACCAACGCUACAACCACGCCCACAACUUCACCCACAACCGUGGCGGUAACUACAGCAGUAUCCCAACCCAGUACUGUCACUACAACCACGCCCACGACUACUCCAGCACUGACUCCACCCACAACGUGGCGGCAGUAUCCCAACCCAGUACUUUCCCUACGACUACCAGCACUGACUCCACCCACAACCGUGGUGGUAACUACAACAGUAUCCCAACCCAGUACUUUCCUACAACUACACCCCGACUACUCCAGCACUGACUCCACCCCCGUGUGGUAUGACUCCGACUACUCCAGCACUGACUCCACCCACAACCAUGGUGGUAACUACAGCAGUAUCCAGUACUGUCACUACAACUACACCCACGACUACUCCAGCACUGACUCCACCCACAACCAUGGUGGUAACUACAGCAGUAUCCCAACCCAGUACUUUCCCUCCAACUACACCCACGACUACUCCAGCACUGACUCCACCCACAACCGUGGUGGUAACUUCAGCAGUAUCCCAACCCAGUAG